ACCUUCAAGUUAUCACAAUCAUCGUCCCUGAUUAUGCUUCGAAGCCUGUGUGACACCGUCGUUUGCUCGUGGAUAUAGCAGCGCUCCCGUGAACUCUAAUCCUUGUUGUUUGUUUACAACGCAGUGGCUGGUCGGGUCUCAGUGCUUGUCGCUCCAGCUCGUGGUAUUAAACUUCAAGUGGCGCCUAAUUAUGUUUGCCUUUCUUGUCCGCUGGUGGAAAACGUCGUCUGCUCCGCUUCGUCUGUGUGCCUCGCUCGUAGGGCGUACAACUCUCGCCGUUCAGUGCGGUAAGCACGCGAUCACGUUGCGUUCGCCCGAGAAGCGCACCGGGCCAAACUGUGCUGAAAGAGAAAGUGCGAUGACGGAAGCCAGAGGGAAAAAGCGACAAAAACUGAGCGUCGGCACAUUUGGGACCCGCUAACCGGAUGUCAUGUUUGCAGCCGAGCUCUGUGCACGCGCAGACGACAAGGACGAGCAGACGACAGCGCAUUCCAGAAAAGAAACGGGGCCGCCAUUGUUCGCUCGUCAAGUGACGUCGCUUCCUGCCGUCUUUUUCAAUCCUAUAUGCAACGAAGCCGCCCGCAGCUUCAGCGUUUGGCGCGGAGAUGCAUCGGAAGGAAACGACCGUUCAUCUUUUGGCCGGCCUUGAUCGCGAGCCUGUAAAUGGGACGGCAGUAGCUGCAAUCCACCAACACGGGUGUGUUCGCACUAGCGAAUGGUUUAGCCAGGACGGCCAAAUCGAGAACGAUACUAUAUUUCGGUAGUGUUAUUGUCGCGUGGAAUAUCUGUGGCGAUGAUGAAAACAUCGGUCAAUGCUUACUUUAGUCAGUAGUUUCAUCGGUGUUGUUCUAAUGUAAGCGUAUAAUCACUUCUAACCGUAAAAUACGUCUAAGCACACUUACAAAAUGCCACUGCACUUGCUCCUCAUUUCCUAAGUCCCUAACAAGCCAUAUGGAUCAUUUAUUUGAAAUGUUCAGCAGUAAAUUAUAUCAUACUGUGUUCACUGGAGCUCUGGAAAACGAUUGCAGGGGAAAAGCACGGUCUUCAUUAAGCAUGUACAGUGUGUCAGGGAUGUCUCGGUGAAUCUUUUUACCUCAACAAUCAUGGAAAGAUAUUUUCCGUGUUGACUGAGGCACAUUUAACUGUAUGCUUAUUUAGUACUCAAUAAUUAAGCUCAUUUUCAGUGAUGCCAACCUUUCACAGUACUGCAGAACGACCAGUUUGCCGAAAUAAUAGAAUAAAUGCAACCAUAUUUUCUCUAAAAGCAAACUGUUGUCUUGCAUAGCAACUUAAGUAAGCUUUUUUUUUUCAUCACAGUGGCCGACUUAUGAUGUUAGUUGAAAACUAGGUCGCUGAAAGGUGUCCGGCAUCGAAGCGCAUGAUUAUUGUUCUUUGUAUCCAUUGUAGCGUUCCUUUCCAUGCAAUUCACAAUGCACACAUGGUAAAGAGAUAAGAGACAGGCAGAUGGUGGAAUGUGCAGCGUACACACUCCAAGGAAAUCAGCGACACACAGUGUGUCAAAGAGGACAGCGCUUUUUUACUCUCUGUCUCACUUAUCUUUUUUUGUGUGUGUGCGCGCUAUGAACACUAUCAAAAUGAACUGUUACCAACUUUCCCAAGCUUCAGCUCUCGCGCUUGGUGUUUUUAUCCACAAAUGGUCCAUAAGUCAUUGCUGGUGAGAUUUGCGAGUAUGAAAACAGGAGGAUUACUUGAUUCCAGAACAAUUUGAUUUGUUCUACACAUGGUACUGAACUUGCCAGUGUUGCAUCAAACGUGGAAUAGGGAAGAAGCUAUUAUGGUGUUUCUUAUGGUGGCCCGGUGAAUUCAGCUUGUGCAGAUGCUUCAAGCUUGUAUUCUGUUGACAAAAAUUGAGCUGAUGCCAUAGAAGGAUGGUUGUAAAAGUGUAAUGAAAGCCUCCUGUAGACAUACUGAGUUGUGCUGCUGUGGACACUUAUUGGUUAGCCCUGUAGGGUGAUUCUGUUAGGCUUAUGGGUGCUUUAACACUGUAGUGCCUACAGGAUGGGCAGCAUUAGAAAACACAUUAAAACGACUGUAAGGAUGCAUGUCGUACUAUGGUACCAUCAAUGGCCCAUGAAGUGCCCACCUUUGCUUACACUCCGUGGCAGUCUGGUCUGGUUCACUUAACCUGACUGCCAUCUAUGCAUGAGGAGGAGGAGUGAGGCAAAGAAAGGGGCCUUCAAUUAAUUUUUCUUGCACAGGUGACUCAUACAUUGUAUUUUUCUUAUCUUGCAGGCUUUCUUUACUCAAAGUGGAGCUUCCUGUGGCCAGAAUAUCAGCAUUUUAUUCCUAUUUAUACCAAACAAGUUGUUCACAGUGGCACUCUUUAUAUUAUACUCUCGUGGCACUAAGCUCACUCAUUUUAAUGCAGAUGUUGCUGGGCCUGCAGAGAGAGUGUAAGCAGACUGCUGUGUGGCUGAUCAGUGCUGGGGCGCGAUAACGGAAGUCUAUUCCAAACGAAAAGUAUUCCAAACUCCGCACGUCAAAAUGACGCGCCUGAUUAUGCGUAUGGGGGCGGGAACCUGUGACGUUUUUUUUUUUUCAGUCUGCCCAAUCAGAAACCUCCAUCGUUGCCGGAAGCAUGUUUUACUUGUUUUUUACUUGCAAAGGGACCGCAUAGAAACUAAAAUUUAGAUAUAAACGCCUAAUAAAAGAACAAUUGCAUGUCGCUGAGAGCAAAACUGUUUCCUAAUCUUUUGACGCAAAAUAAGUUGAAGCGCGCUUGAAAUUAAGCGCAAAUAUUUCAAUUUUUCCAGUCAUAGCCACACAUACGCCAAUUCUGCAUCCAAUCCAUUUAGCUACGCACACGUAGGAUGGCGGCUACAUGAAAAGAGCUGGUCGGGCUGUGGGCCGCACUUGGUGUAUUUCUGCCCGUAACGCUGCCCGAUUAGAUGAAAUCUCAGUGUCCGACAUGUAAUUUCGCCCGAGAAGAAUUUUGGAGGCUGUGAACAUCAUGGAGACUGUGAAAGCCUAGUGCUUGGAUACGGAAGAAUCGAUGAAGGUUGGAAGGCAGUACAUCUCAACAGAUAGCUGGAAAAUGAGAGGCGGGAAGCUGGGCGGCCUGGAGGGCCGCGUGCUCGGGAGAACCGGCCCAGCCUCCGCUCCUGUAGACUUUUUCGGCGACGACGCCGAGGACACCUCCAGUGACGAAGAGCGUCCUCCUGCUGUUCCCGUGCCCUCUGCCCCACCAGCAGCGGCCCACGCGUCGAUUGGCACCGAGCCCGGCACAAGUGACACUGCACCCCCGCAGGCCACCUCGGCAACAGCCACUGGAAGAUGCGGCCUGCAGGGGAGCCGACGAGUAUGCGCAGGGGAGCCGAGGCUGCUAACGCGGAGGCCGCCAACUUGCACCAGCUGCUGCUGCCGGCAGCAUCAUCGGCAGCUGGUGCAAGAGCUGAGGGAGUCCCGGGUGGUCCAGCAGCAACUGGCAGCAGAGAUGCGCGGUUUGCGGGAGGCCACUGGCAUCAUCGCGACCACGCUACGCCAGCUCCUGGCGGCCCUGGUGCAUGGGCUCCACGAGCCGCCUCAGCCAUGAGCGAUAGGGUUUCUCUUUUCCCCACUCUCCAUAUCAUCCUUUAGUGCUAAAAGGUGCAAGUGUUGCCUAUCUUUCCGUUCAUAUCACCGCUGCAGCAUUUGGGGGUGGUGCCCACACGUCCUCACAAGCUGUUGUGACGAGUUGUAGCCAGCCUUUUGAAAUGAUGCGCAGGUCAUGCGUGACUAUGGCAGCGAAAGUUGAUAGUGCUGUCAUGUCAUUUGAAACACAAAUGCACGUUUUUUUUAUGUUGCACUAAAGGAUGAUAUGACUGUUUUCCGAACAUUUCUCUCCCUAAGUCAUAUUUUUUUCGGAAGUUCAUUUUUGUCAUGCGCAUUUUUACUUGCAGUUGAAGUUUGUCCAAGUGAGGCAUUACAAAUUAUAUGACGAAUUUUUCCAAUGUUUUUGUUAGGUGUUGUUUAGUUUUGUUUUACUGUUUCUGAUAUGUUUGAACGUGCACUGUUUUUCCAAGGAGGAUUUACACUAUGCAAUAACUUUUGUGUCAGCUUCAACAUUGUAUCGCACACCUAUAGGUGCACUUAACUACAAUGCUGUGAUAACUGGAAUUGAAUUGUCAUGCCUUAUGUCAUAUUUGCAAUGUCAAAUCUGUCAUGCCUACGGAAAGGAAAGUGGCCGAAUUGGAAUUUUUUAGCACCAAGCGCCUGUUACUUGUGAUAGUUAUUGUGAUAUUUCAGGUGUCCCUACCUAUGAUAGCAAUACAAUCUAGUCCCCUUUUUAGUAGAGCACAGCUUGUGAUAUACAUAACGUAGCUAUCGAUGUGGCCACUAUUUUGACAUUCAUUGCCAGGCUGCUCUUGCAGCCGUUGUUACAUGAAAGACCAUCGAAGUGCCAAGCAUUUUCUCUCUUGUCGUUCUUUAAAAGCAUGUGACUGCUGUUUUGUAUUGCGAUCUUAUUACGGCACAAGUCAUUAAAAAGAAACUCUAUUUCGUGCUACAAACAUCUUGACUACGUAACAGACAAGACACAUAUUUCUUGCUGUGAAGUUGCUGGAUGAAGAUGAAUGGUUGUGCACGAGCUUAAAAAAUCAUCAUUAUGCUCGUGUCAUAUUUAUGCGAUUUAACAUCUGCCAACGGCGGCCCAUUGGUAGUGUACUGGGUCCCCUGUAGUGAAUAUCACACUGCUCUUUUGUCGCUAUGAAGUCAUGCUCUGUGAUUUGCUUUCAUGAAAGAUGGCAUUGGAGAUGGAUCACAUUCUUUUAUUUACACUGCAGAUAUAAAUAAAUGAUUUUAAAAAAUGCAA
Dermacentor andersoni is the source of this 4810-nucleotide messenger RNA. RefSeq lists its product as uncharacterized. The record is from RefSeq and is a predicted model, not a curated record. Lineage: Eukaryota; Metazoa; Arthropoda; Arachnida; Ixodida; Ixodidae.